AUGGAGGAUAAUAAAAAAAAUGGUAUAUUUCGUUAUGCAGAAGGGUACGACAAGUUUCUGAUGUUUUUUGGAACACUGGGAAGCAUUGGUGAUGGGCUGCAAUUCCCUUUGAUGAUGUACAUUCUUAGUGAUGUCAUUAAUAAAUAUGGUGAUGUCCAUACCAAAGUCACACUUUCUACUGUCGAUGAGUAUUCACUAAGGUUGCUCUAUGCUGCAAUUUUAGUUGGGGUAUCUGCUUUUGUUGAAGGACUUUGUUGGGCACGGACUGCAGAGAGACAGACUUCCCGUAUGAGACUCGAAUACCUAAAGUCAGUGCUUAAACAAGAUGUUGGAUUUUUUGACACCCAAGAAGCUGGUACCUCUACAACGUACCAGGUUGUUUCAACCAUCACCGCCGACUCUAAUGCCAUUCAAGUCACCAUUGGCGAAAAGAUACCGGAUACUAUCGCCUACUUGUCAUCCUUCUUCUUCUGCCACUUGUUUGCGUUUACACUAUCAUGGAGGCUUACAUUCGCCGCCCUCCCAUUCUCUGUAAUAUUCCUAAUACCAGCAAUGGGAUUGGGUAAGCACAUGAUGGAUGUAGGGAUGCUAAUGGUUGCAUCAUAUGAUACUGCUGGUAGUAUUGCAGAACAAGCAGUUUCAUCCAUAAGAACUGUGUAUUCUUAUGUUGGAGAGCAACAGACAAUUGAUAAGUUCAGCAAUGCGCUUCAAACAACUAUGAAACUAGGAAUGAAACAAGGUUUUGCUAGAGGACUAAUGCUCGGAAGCAUGGGGAUUAUAUACAUUAGUUGGGCAUUUCAGGGUUGGAUCGGAUCUCUUCUUGUCACUAAACAUAGAGAAAAGGGCGGUGAUGUUUUUGCAGCAGGAUUUAACAUACUCAUGGGAGGAUUGAAUGUCUUGACUGCACUGCCCAAUCUAACUGCCAUUUCGGAGUCAAAAGGUGCUGCCACUCGAAUCAGUGAGAUGAUCGACAGACAACCAACUAUCGAUUCUGAAGGUAAGAAAGGAAAGGCUCUAUCAUACGUUAGAGGGCAAAUCGAGUUCAAAGGAGUCUACUUUAACUACCCAUCAAGGCCCGAUAGCCCGAUUCUACAAGGUUUGAAUCUUAGAAUCCCAGCUAGUAAAACUGUUGGACUUGUUGGAGGUAGUGGUUCAGGGAAAUCGACAAUUGUGUCGCUGAUUCAAAGGUUUUAUGAUCCCAUAGAGGGUGACAUUCUUUUGGAUGGACACAAAAUAAACAAACUUCAUCUUAAAUGGUUGAGAUCACAAAUGGGUCUGGUGAAUCAAGAGCCGAUUCUCUUUGCAACUUCUAUCAAAGAGAACAUACUGUUUGGGAAAGAAGGAGGAUCGUUUGACGAUAUUGUAGCUGCAGCUAAGGAUGCAAAUGCACAUGACUUCAUUGUUAAGUUGCCAGAUGGGUAUGAAACUAAUGUUGGACAAUCUGGAAUUCAACUAUCUGGAGGGCAAAAACAGCGUGUUGCAAUAGCCCGGGCGCUAAUAAGAGAUCCUAAAAUCUUGCUCCUUGAUGAAGCAACAAGUGCACUCGACUCAGAGUCUGAACGGGUUGUACAGAAAGCCAUUGAUCAGGUGUCAGUUGGGAGAACUACUAUAGUUAUUGCUCAUCGUUUGUCAACAAUUAGGAGGGCCCAUCUGAUAUAUGUUAUUAAAUCAGGAAAAGUAAUCGAAUCAGGUUCACAUGAUGAGCUGAUGCAAAUGAACAAAACUCAAGGUGAUGCUGGCGAAUACUUCAAAAUGGUGCAAUUACAACAAUCAGAAACUGAAGUUAUGGACAUAUCUAGUACCAACAAUUUCCAAAGUCCCCAUAGAAUGGUGGUAGCAGCCAGCCCGAGAAGUGUGAGAUCAAGUGCACCAAGCACUCCAUCACUGAACCCAUUCAGCCCGGUUUUCUCUAUGGGUACACCCUAUUCUGUUCAGUUUGAUGCUUCUUAUGGCAGUGAUUAUGAUGAUAAUUUUAAUGAAAAAUCUUAUCCUGCUCCUUCCCUAUCCCGUUUGAUGAAAAUGAAUGCACCAGAGUGGGUAACAGCCCUAUGGGGGUGUUUAGGGGCUAUAGGAUCCGGUGCAAUACAACCAAUCAAUGGAUAUUGUGCUGGAGCUAUGAUAAACGUUUAUUUCCAGCCUGAUAAGUCCACCAUUAUUAAACAUGCAAGAAGGUACUCAUUCAUGUAUUUAGGUAUCGGCAUUUUCAACUUCAUCAUUAGUGUUAUCCAACAUUACAACUUUUCUGUGAUGGGUGAGAAGUUGACCACCAGAGUAAGAAAGAGACUACUUGAAAAGAUUUUGACUUUUGAGAUUGGGUGGUUUGAUAAAGAAGAGAACACGAGUGCAGCCAUUUGUGCCCGAUUAUCCUCUGACGCUAAUAUGGUCCGUUCACUUGUUGGAGACCGUUUAUCGUUACUAACACAAGCAUUUUUUGGGGCUGUUUUAGCAUAUGCAUUAGGACUUGUACUCUCAUGGAGGCUAGCACUUGUAUUAAUGGCUGCGCAACCACUCCUAAUCGGUAGUUACUAUGCUAGGAGUGUUUUAAUGAAAAGUCUAUCUGAAAAAUCUCAAAAGGCUCAACAGGAAGGAAGCCAACUUGCAAGUGAAGCCGUUAUCAACCAUAGAACAAUAACUGCAUUUUCUUCUCAAAAAAGGGUGGUAAGCCUUUUUAAGGACACGUUACAAGGCCCUAAAGAGGAAAGUAUUAGACAAUCAUAUUAUUCAGGAGUCGGACUUUUUAGUGCACAGUUUAUGGCAACAGCUUCAACUGCUUUAGCAUAUUGGUAUGGGGGUCGGUUAUUAACACAAGGACUAAUAGCUCCCGAGAGGAUUUUUCAAGCAUUUCUAGUAUUGUUAUUCACAGCAUAUACAAUAGCUGAUGCUGGGGCUAUGACUAAAGAUAUAUCAAGAGGAAGUAACGCUGUUAGUUCAGUCUUUGCAAUACUGGACAAGAAAACUGAGAUCGAUCCUGAUACUUCACAUGGUCGUGAUCCUGUAAAAGGGAACAUGAGGGGUCGAGUGGAAUUAAGAAAUGUGUUUUUUGCAUAUCCCUCUAGACCUGAUCAGUUGGUUUUUAAAGGGUUGAACCUCAAAAUAAAGGAAGGUACUUCAGUAGCACUUGUGGGCCCGAGUGGAUCGGGCAAGUCUACUAUCAUUGGGUUGAUAGAAAGGUUCUAUGACCCGUUGAAGGGCGUGGUUUACAUAGAUGAACGAGACAUAAAGGAGUAUAACUUAAGAGCAUUGAGGUCCAAUAUCGCAUUAGUGAGUCAAGAGCCAACUCUUUUUGCAGGUACCAUCCGUGAAAACAUUACUUACGCAAAACCAUACGCUGAGGAAUCUGAAAUCAGGAAUGCAGCAAUGCUUGCUAAUGCUCAUGAGUUCAUAAGUGGCAUGCAAGACGGAUAUGAAACAUAUUGUGGCGAAAGGGGUGUGCAACUAUCGGGUGGUCAGAAACAAAGAAUAGCAUUAGCUCGAGCCAUUCUCAAGGACCCUGCGAUUCUACUGUUGGAUGAAGCAACGAGUGCUCUUGAUAGCGUAUCAGAAAGCCUAGUUCAAGAAGCAUUGGAGAAAAUGAUGAAUGGACGAACAUGUAUAAUGAUUGCUCACCGUCUCUCUACAAUACAAAAUGCUGAUUCCAUAUCUGUCAUUAAAGAUGGAAAGGUGGUGGAACAAGGGUGUCAUUCUGAUCUUGUAUCUAUUCGUGGUGGAGCAUAUUUGAAUCUCGUGAAAAUGCAGCACAACAACUCGCCUUUCCAGCAUUAA
Molecule: messenger RNA, 3762 nt
Organism: Erigeron canadensis
Lineage: Eukaryota; Viridiplantae; Streptophyta; Magnoliopsida; Asterales; Asteraceae
Product: putative multidrug resistance protein
Exons: 7
Coding region: 1-3762 (1253 amino acids)
Biological process (GO): transmembrane transport
Cellular component (GO): membrane
Molecular function (GO): ATP binding; ABC-type transporter activity; ATP hydrolysis activity
Source: RefSeq, a predicted model, not a curated record